Molecule: messenger RNA, 2268 nt
Organism: Mizuhopecten yessoensis (Yesso scallop)
Lineage: Eukaryota; Metazoa; Mollusca; Bivalvia; Pectinida; Pectinidae
Product: vacuolar protein sorting-associated protein 33A-like
Exons: 16
Coding region: 15-1856 (613 amino acids)
Biological process (GO): intracellular protein transport; vesicle-mediated transport
Cellular component (GO): CORVET complex; lysosome
Source: RefSeq, a predicted model, not a curated record
UACUUCCUGUUAAAAUGUCUGCAGCCGGUCACCUGUCGACUGGAAAGAUAAAUCUCAGUCUACUGCGUGACUUCUACAGAAGAGAACUCCUAGAGUCACUGGAUAGAUGUUCAGGAACAAAGGCUUUGGUUUGGGAUGAUGCAUUGACUGGAGCAUUCGGACUAAUAGCAGAAUACUCCUUGUUGAAGGAACAUGAGGUGGAAAAGAUGUUCCCCCUGCGGUCCUCAGGCCUCCCUCCCUCCAAUGUGCAGAACAUCAUUUUUGUCACACGGCCAAAACUUAGCCUCAUGGAGCAGAUUGCACAAAAUUUACUGCAAGAAGAACAAAAGGGAGGAUUUAGAAAGGAUUAUCAUAUCAUCUUUGUUCCCAGAAGAAGUUUGCUAUGUGACAAAAAACUCAAGGAGAUGGGAGUGUACGGUACGAUAACAAACUUUGAGGAAUUCCAACUCUCUCUCAUUCCUUUUGAUUCUGAUCUACUUUCCAUGGAAAUGGAGUCUUCGUUUAGGGAGUGUUACCUGGAGAACGACUUUACAUCAAUGCACUACGCAGCACAGUCCCUAAUGACUUUACAAGCUCUGUAUGGUAUCAUACCUAACAUCUGUGGCAAAGGAGACUGUGCCAAGCACAUUGUGGAUAUGAUGCUGCGUAUGAGGAGAGAACUUGGUGGUCGUGAGCCACAGAUCACACCUCAAAUAGAUAACCUGCUCAUCCUUGAUCGUAAUGUGGAUCUACUAACACCCCUCCUCUCACAGCUUACCUAUGAGGGGCUCAUAGACGAGAUGUUUGGUAUCAACAACACCAGUGUAAAACUUCCCCCAGAAAAGUUCCAGACCGGAAAUCAACAACAGGAAGAUCCUCAGGGAGUCUCCUCCGAGCCUAAAAAGGUCAUCCUCAACUCUCUCGACGAACUGUAUGCUGACCUCCGCGACAAAAACUUCAAUGCUGUAGGAUCCAUUGUUAGUAAAAAGGCAAAGGUUAUCACGGCAGAAUUUGAUGAGCGACAUACUGCAAAAACUGUGAGUGAGAUGAAACAGUUUGUAUCUAAGCUUCCCCAUUUACAGCAAGUCAGGGCAUCACUCUCCACACACACGUCCAUUGCUGAGUUGGUGAAGGAGGCCACGGAUACGGAUGAGUUUAUGGACUCAUUACGCUGUCAACAAGAAUUUAUCAAUGGUGUGGAUACUGACAAGAUCCAUCCGUAUAUAGAGGACUGUAUGGGUAGACAGGAGCCAAUCAAUAAGGUACUACGACUGGUGUGUAUACAGUCCUUCUGUAAUAACGGACUCAAGCCUAAAGUCCUGGACCACUACAAACGAGAAAUUAUACAGACAUAUGGUUAUGAGCACAUGGUUACGCUUAUGAACAUAGAAAAAGCUGGACUGCUACGUCCCCAUGGAAACAGAUCAUACCCAGCCAUAAGGAAAUCCAUGCGGCUAAUAGUUGACGAUGUCAAUGAGCAGAAUCCACAUGAUAUAGCGUAUGUAUACAGUGGGUUUGCUCCCCUCAGUGCCAGACUGGUACAGUAUUAUGCACGACCAGGCUGGCGAAGUAUCACCGAAGUGCUCAACCUCCUUCCUGGCCCCACCGUGGAGGAGAUACAACAGAUUCCUGUCGCUCUCCGCAAACGACGGAGUUCCAUAGGAUCUACGCAUUCCAGUACUGGGGAGCAGAAGGUCACUCUUGUGUUCUUCCUGGGAGGGGUCACGUAUGCAGAAAUAGCAGCAUUGAGGUUCCUGGCCCAGCAAGACGAUGGAGGGACAGACUACCUGAUUGCCACUACAAAAGUUAUCAGUGGCACAUCCUUUCUCAAGUCUAUAGCAGAGGAGCUCUCAGCAGUGAAAAUGAAUCCGUUUUGAUAGGAUCGUGUCAUAUGAGGAUUCAUAUCAUCAGAACCUGACUCAACUGCAUUGUCAGUAACAGCGGGAAGCUGUCUUCCGGAAUGAAGCCACCAGGAACAAGUCGCCACUCAUAUGGUGCCGAUACGUUUUUAGGUACAUCUAAUCCUGGAAUAUGUGGUUCAGCUAGCGCUGUGACACCUCCCCCAAAUAUGAAGAGUUCUGUAAUAAGUUAAAAUUCUGAAUGACAAGAUGAUCCUUCUUUGUUGGGAGAAUCAUUGUGGAACUGGAGAUAUCCAUUACAUUGUGGAACUGGAGAUAUCCAUUACAUUGUGGAACUGGAGAUAUCCAUUACAUUGUAGAACUGGAGAUAUCCAUUACAUUGUGGAACUGGAGAUAUCCAUUACAUUGUGGAACUGGAGAUAUCCAUUAC